Quercus robur (English oak) is the source of this 1051-nucleotide messenger RNA. RefSeq lists its product as uncharacterized. The record is from RefSeq and is a predicted model, not a curated record. The coding region runs from base 213 to 674 and encodes 153 amino acids. The transcript is spliced from 6 exons. NCBI's taxonomy places the organism in Eukaryota, Viridiplantae, Streptophyta, Magnoliopsida, Fagales, Fagaceae.
UUCACAAGAGCUCCACAUCUGCAAUCUUCACGUGCUCUCUGCUCUGCCUAUCUCUGCUUUUAUAAUUAUCUCUUUCUUUGUUUGUAUCUCUGCAAAUCUUAUCUAAUUUUUCUUUUUCGGUCUUUGGCCGUUAAGUGAUAACUAUCAUAAGAGUAGUUUUGUUCGUUAGUUGACAAAGAAAGCUUGCAAGUGAAGUGAAAGUAGUAACUAUUAUGGAGAACAAGAAGCAAGUUGGUGAUGCAUCAAAAAAAGUUGGUGGCUCAUCUUCAUCCAGGUCUUUGGAUCACCUUUUUGGUCCCAAGGACCCUUCUUCAGCUUCUUCGACCGGAGUAUUUGGAUCCAUUUUUCCACCACCAUCAACGCAGCUGGGGAGGGACUCCUUUCAGAACCAAGGUGGCAGUGGCAAAUAUGGAAAUCCAGAUAAUAUCGCUCAAAGCGUCAAGGAUGAAAGCGCUGGAAUAGGUACUAGAAAUUCACCUUAUCAGAAUGAACCAAUGGAACCUUGCUAUUUAAGCUCAUCGAUCUACUAUGGCGGCCAAGAAAAUUAUUCUCCAAGGGCAGGCUCCACCGAAUCUCAAAAGACUUUCAGGAAAGAUGGAGGGGAGGAUGAUUCAAAUAAUAAUGCGAACAGUGCAUCAAGAGGGAACUGGUGGCAGGGUUCUCUCUAUUACUAACACCUUGCCCCUACAUCAAAUGUACUCACCACCUUUGCACAGGGGUGGUGAAAUCUAAGCUAGCUUAAUACUAAGGAAAUAAUAUGGUAAUAUUAGUUAAGCCUAGUAGAGCAUGACACCGUUGGACUUCCAAAAAACACGUUGGGUUGUUUUUAUCCCAGCUAGUCAGGUUUGGCAAGUCUAGGAUGUGUUUCUAGGAGCUCGGUGCAGGCUCUCUACUUGUAGUCUUCUAUGACUAACCUAGUAUUCCAUGUACUUUGAAUAAGUUCUAUAUAUGGGUUUUAGCCCUCUAAAUGUAACUCUAUAUAUGUGGAGGAAUGUAUACACUCUUUCUCCUGUGCUACUGUUUUAAAUUAAUGGAAAAUUAUUUGUUUGUA